AAUGGAACAAAAAAACUUAAUCAGGAGAAAAGAAAGCUGUCAAAUGGCGUGCCAUGUAAAUGGGGUGAUUCGCGUUCGUAAUUAUCUUACAUUUUUGAAUCAUUGUGAAUGUACCCAAGAGAAAGAAGGCGAGCAUAUUUUUUGCAUUGUUGAUUGGUUUGCUUAUCUCAGGCCUUAAGUGUGAAUUCGUUUGAUGAAUUAAUUUAAAACAGUUUAUUAAAAAAGCAUUUUACAAGGUAUACAAAUAUGCGGGAAUCAUUACACAUUUGUGGGAAAAUUUUAACCACAGAGGAUUAUCAUUUUUUCGCACUUUGUUGUGAAAAGUGUGAUGCGUCCUUCGGUCAGUGGUCGGGAUUUCUGAAACAUUUGAGCAGUAAACAUGAUUUUCAAUUACCCGUAAAGAACCAAUUUGUAAACGAUCUAAACCAAAUUGAGGAUUAUGAUGAACUCACGAUUAAAGCGGCACUUAAGCAAGAAAUGGAAGCUGAACUAAAUAAGCAAAUUAAAGUUGAUGCAGCGGAGUAUGAAAGUGAUGGGGGAGCUAUAAGCGAUGGUAAUGACAAUGAUAUUGCAAAGGAAUUCGAAUCAAAUGAUGAGGAAGCUGACAAUGAUUUUGCUAGCUCCAAAUCCGAGGAAUCGGCAGUUGCAGGUUGGGAUAUGGGUGAAGAUAACAACGAUUCAGAGAGUUCAUUAAGUGAUGCUGCACCUCUUCAGGAUAAAAAGAAAAAACGAACGUUCACUUUCAACCUCCAGGAAGCAUAUACUCGGAAUAUAUCCCUUAAGUUUCUUAAAAUACUCGAAAAAUAUCCAAUUUUGUGGGAUCAACAACAUCCAAAUUACUGGGCCCCAGAAAAACGCACACGUGUACUCUUUGGAAUUAAGGAAUACAUGUCAAAAAUGGGUUACACAAUUAGUGAUUACGGAGUCCGUAGUGUAAUUCAACGCAUCGUUCGUGAUUAUAAAGCUUACAAGCAAGAAUUAGCUGUUGUUGGACGUUUGGAUGAACGAAAGUCAAUGGUGUUAAAAAAGUGUAAAUUUUUGGAUGGACCACAAAAUAGCACAGAUAAUACUAUUGAAGUUAAAAAUGAUUCUGAUGCGGAUGACAUACCCGAUGACUUAGAUGAAGAAGAUUUUUCAUUGAGUUCAGACGCUGAAUCAAACGCCGAGAGCAAUACACCUGGAAUAAAUGAGUUUAUAAGAGAUUCGCGUGAUGGGAAACGCAUAUGCUUCAAUGUGGCCGGGAAUCCACUCGUUGACGAAUUCGUUAGUUUGGUACGCGAUAAUCCAAUGUUAUGGGAAGUUGGCCAAUUUCAAAAUCUCACUGAACGAAAACGCAUUGUGGAAUCUUGGAUACCAAUUUUUGAAGAACGACACAAUGUUACAUUUGCCUAUAGAGAUCUUGCCUUGAAUUUGAAAUUAAUUCGUAGAACACUUGCUAGUAUCGAAGAACGCAAGGUGUUGAAUAAAGCAGCGAAACAUCUUAAGGAUAUAUGUAGUUUCUUACCAAAGGCCAAACCAAUUGUACGUCUUAAGUGCGAAGAAUGCAAUAAAAAUUUCUUAACGGAAUACACACUACAAGCCCAUAAAUAUGCUGCACACAAGAUUGGUACAAAUCCUUUCCGGUGUGAAGUCUGUGGGCACGAUUUUACAGCACACAAUCAGCUGGAUACACACCUGCGUAGAGUGCAUCUAAAACAAUUCUCAGUUCACUGCGAUGUUUGCAAUCGUGGCUUUUUGCAACGCAGUGUAAUGCUUUUGCAUCGUCAAACACACACUGGUGAAAAAACAUUUGUAUGCGAGACGUGCGGCAAAACAUUCAGACGUAAGAUAAACAUGCAACAACAUCACCAGCGUAUACACUUGCGCCAACGCGAUUUCAACUGUGAAUUGUGCCCCAAAACAUUCUAUUUGAAAUGUCAUCUACGCGAUCAUAUGAAUGCCCACUUAAAUAUACGCAAUCACAUAUGCCCCACUUGUGGUAAGGCUUUCCACAGUAGCCAUGCCUUGAUGCGGCAUAAGCAAAUACACUCUGAAGUAAAGAGGUAUGCAUGCAAGCUUUGUGAAGCGCGUUUCCAUCAAUUUGUGGGCUUGAAUUCUCAUAUGAAAAAUAAACACAAGUUUGUAAAUGAUAAGGAUGAGGAGGUGGCACAGCAGCCUGUUGUGCAUAUGACAACGCUACCCGCAACAACAACACCCGAUACUUCUAUGCAAAUAAAAGGGGAACUGGUGCAGUCUAUGGAUAGCUGGAAUAUGUAAAGCUAUAAACAGUUAUUUUAGAGUAUUUUUAUGUUUACUGAGUUGAUGUAAUAAUUUGCAUUUGUAACUGUAUGUUACAGUUAUAUUAUGAAUUAUGAUUUUUUUAUUUAGGAAUUAAUUAUUUUAUAUAAGCUGGUAAAAUAUUCAUUUAAUGUGCAAAGAUUAUGACGUAAACUUCGCAGUCUUAUAAAAUAAAAAUUAUAGUUUUUAAUUAUUAA
Messenger RNA from Ceratitis capitata (Mediterranean fruit fly), 2474 nucleotides. RefSeq lists its product as uncharacterized. The transcript has 5 exons. Lineage: Eukaryota; Metazoa; Arthropoda; Insecta; Diptera; Tephritidae. Bases 247 to 2256 code for a protein of 669 amino acids. The record is from RefSeq and is a predicted model, not a curated record.